Messenger RNA from Oppiella nova, 607 nucleotides. The record is from the annotation of a GenBank genome assembly. NCBI's taxonomy places the organism in Eukaryota, Metazoa, Arthropoda, Arachnida, Sarcoptiformes, Oppiidae.
AGGCAAAUAGAGGACAAUCGUGUGCUAAACGAGUCAAUCCAGUCGCUGAACAAAGCCUUCACCACAAUCGCCAGGACGUCGACAUCCGAAGCGAACAAAUCGUUCGCCAACAGGAGGUUACAAGAACUCAAGGAUAAGAUCCAUAAAAUCAAUGAAUGUUUGGAUAAGUCGUUGGCGUAUAAGUUGAUGAUUACGGGCACCACCACUACAACCACUACCCGUCCUAUUGAACAGACAUCGAGCGCUAAACAGCCGGACGGGGAGGCGUCGACCGAUGCCAACGAGACUACCGGCGCCGCAGCAGAAGUGGAGGCACCGAAGCCCCCGAAAAUGAUACGCCUCUACCAGCCGUCCCCUCGACUCCGGGGUCAGUGGGUGUGCUGUCUGUGCGACGAGCUAUUGCCCCACUGGAAGGCCAUACAGAGCCACCACAAGCCGUACCGGUGCGAGGGUUAUGAGUGUGCGAUGGCGGCCAUGGAGGUGCCCGACAACGCCAUAUUAGUGGCCGAGCGGCUCGAUUGGUGGGAACCGUAAGCACCGGGUGGUCACGGGGACAGGCGUUUACAACUCGUACAUUGAUUUGGUUUAUUAAGUGAAUUGGUUUUGG